Hirsutella rhossiliensis is the source of this 2454-nucleotide messenger RNA. RefSeq names its product putative transcriptional activator srcap-like protein. The transcript has 5 exons. The record is from RefSeq and is a predicted model, not a curated record. The coding region runs from base 1 to 2454 and encodes 817 amino acids. Lineage: Eukaryota; Fungi; Ascomycota; Sordariomycetes; Hypocreales; Ophiocordycipitaceae.
AUGCGGGCCUUUAUCGAGCUGUCGCAGAACUCCUUCACCAUCUGGUGCACCGCCAAUGCCGUUCCCAUCUCCCCGGGCUCUGUCCCUCAGCCGUGUCUGGACGAGGUGGUGCUGGAUGCCUCCUUUGCGUGGGGUGAAAGCAAGCUGUCCACCCUCGACGUGGUGGUCAACGCUAUCGUUGUGCCGAGCGCGAACUCGGACGUCGACGUGCCUGCUGUUCUGACAGGAUCGUUAAGCUACGACUCAUCAACGAAAUCAUGGGGUCUCAAGGGUUCCAUCAAAGGGCUAUAUGCCUCCGUUUUGGUCGAGUUCCUUGACCAAGACGCAAAGGAUCACGUCGGGCCCUUGAUCGAAUCCAUCGCCAUCGACACACUGACUGCCGAGUACAAGUACGGGCCUGUAAGCGAGGGGACUGACCAGGACAAGACCAGGGGAAGCAAGUUCAUAAUUAAGGGCGACCUGCUCAUUGCCUCAUUUCGACUGAGCCUCAACUUUAGACAUGAUAGGGACGGCUUCAAUAUCUCGGCCGCCCUCAAUCCGAAGGACAAGGACGCAGGUGCCAAAAUUGGCGAUGUGCUGGCUGCAAUUCUGGGAUCGGACAUUGAGCUGCCAGACUUUGUGUACAACACGAUACUCGUGGGCGACAGAGAGGACGUGUUCAAAAUGGCCGUUGAAAAGAGAAAGACAACGGUCAAAAACGUCACCACAAAGACGUUUCAGUUCCUGGCGCAGUUCAACAUCAACCAGCUACACAUUGACUUUGCACAACUCCACAACACGGAAUGGGCCGCUACGGCGCCGUCCAAACGACUGGUAAAGGUUGCCAUCAGCGGCUUUACAGGCAUCGAAGUCGAAAUUCCACUUAUCGGUACUUUGACACAGCCUCUCGAUGAGCUGUAUUUCCAACGGGUUCAGGAUCCACCGAGGAGCAACGCCGCGCCUGGACAGCUGACAGGCCUGACUCGCCUGGACAUCGAUCAGCUCAACAGUAGCUUAUCCGACCGGAUCAUGGUCCGAGACAAGAUCAAACCCGAUCAGCAGAAUCCCAAGGAUCUUUUGGCGGCGGGCGGAUGCCACUUUGCCGUCAUCAUCCGCAGCACCACCGUCGAGCGGUCAUGUCUGCUCAACUACAACUUUAUGAAGCCGAAAACUUCCACCAGCACGACAGGGAAGGCCGUGGCCGAGGCAGACGAUGGCGGGCCAAGUGCUCAGGCCCCGUUCAAGAAGGUGGCAGGACCCCUGUCCAUCAGCAGCGUCGGGUUCAAGUACAAAGACAAGAAACUGGCCAUUAUCCUCACGGCCGAGUUCGAUACGCUCCACGAUUUCCCCAGAAUCACGCCAAAUCUCGAGGGCCUUGCAGCGUCCUUUGACAAGCCGCCAAUGUCUAUUGCAAGCAUCAUUCGCCAUGGCAGUGACGGCACUCUAGAUUACUUUGCCGACGGCUUGAAUUUUGGCUGGAGGCCGUAUGAGUUCCAGGCUGCGGGAUUCUACGGCAUAAUGACGCCCGCCGGCAGCAGAGGCGAGCUCCGAACCGUCUUCGUCUUUGCAAAGCUCACCGGACCCCUCGUCACGCUUCAGUUUGCCGAGAUUGCGGCGUUCCCCUUCAUCGCCAGCCUGGGGCUCAGCGGCAACGACAAUGCGUUGCAAGUGCUGGAGAAGCUGGUCGACCCAAGGCCGGGCGGGUGGUUCCAGCCGCUCGACAAGGUGUACUGGGCCGCCUUGGGCAUGCGGAUCAAGGCCUUCCAGAUACUGAGCGUCGAUGCCGUUUCAGUGUCAAACGUCGGCCAGUUCGUCUUUACCCUCGGCGGCUAUCAUCAAGCGUAUCGUGUGCCCGUGGGAUACCCAAAUCCACCUCGUCUGAGCAUCAGCUGGAGUUUAGGGGGCGGCCUCAUAAUCUCGGGCCAGGCUUACUUUGCCAUCACGCCUAAAGCCUGCAUGGCCGGCGGCCGUCUGCAUGCCUCAUUUAGUGCAGGGCCCAUUUCGGCCUGGUUCGAUGCCUUUGCCGACUUCCUCAUCAACUACAAGCCCCUCCACUUCGAUAUGCAGGCAGGGCUCUCUGUUGGAGUGGGCUUCAGCAUCGAUAUUUGGUUCAUCCACAUCCGCAUCUCGGUCGAGAUCGGGGCCGAGCUUUACCUUUGGGGACCGCCGGUGGUUGGCCGUGUCCAUGUCGACUUCUGGAUCGCCGCCUUUGACAUCAACUUUGGCGAUUACUUGCAACACGACAAUAGGGUCACUCUGUCCCAGUUCUACCUCCUUGUCCUGCACACGUCAUCGCCGGCCUCAAUGGCGUCGGCGGACAAGGCGCUUCUCGCCGUGGGCAAUGAAAAGGAGGGCCAAGAGAAGGAGCUUAAGGCUGCCCUCUCGCGGCCAAAGAACGAAGGGCACAACUUCCUCGCCCAAUCCGGACUAAUGAACCCAUUCGACAAGCCGGAGCGGGAGCAGAACGAGCCUUGA